AUGGAGAUGAGCUAUGGCGCGCAAGCGGCCACGGAGGAGGACCCGAAGGCGAAGAUUCAGGGAAAGAGGUUCGAGGCCCUGGAGGCGCUGCGCGCGCUCGCCGCGCUGGGCAUCACGGUGUUCCACUACGGUUGUUGCUUCGCCAGGCUUGACUAUUUCAUAGACGUUCAGAAGAUGUCGUUGCACUUGCUUGUGGACUUCUUCAUGGACGGGUCCUUGGUGGAUUUGUGUUUUCUCACAGCUACGUGUUCUCGGCGAAGGCCUGUGAUCCGUUGA
Molecule: messenger RNA, 276 nt
Organism: Prorocentrum cordatum
Lineage: Eukaryota; Dinophyceae; Prorocentrales; Prorocentraceae
Source: the annotation of a GenBank genome assembly